AUGGCUACCCCUAGUGUCCUCGCUUUUGACGAUGAGGGUCGGGCCAUUGACAUCGAGGUCUGGGUAGAUGACCUGCAGCUGUUCUUACAGUGUCAUAGGGCAGACGGCCUCUCUCUUUUUGACCUCAUCUUUGGCGCUUCCCCUGCCCCUUCUGCUGAUGCUGACGCCACUGUUCGUUCCCAGGGUGUUCUCCCUCCCCCCUCUUGCCCUCUGUUGCUUCUACUGCUGCGGCCGACCUCGUUGGUUUCGAGUCGGUCGGCGCUGCGUCUGCCCCUUCGGGGAAGCGCCGCACAGGGAGGGGCAAGGGGGGCAAGGGCGCUGGAGGAGCUGGCGGGGGCGGUGGAGGUGGCGGUGGAGGCGGCGAAGGGAGUGGGGGUGGUGGAGGGAGUGGUGGAGGGGGUGGGGGUACCGGUCGUAGCAGUGGAGGCGGAGGCGGCGGCGGUGGAGGAGGGAGCGGAGGAGGCGGUGGUAGCGGAGGCGGUGGUGGUGGCGGAGGCGGGGGAGGUGGCGGAGGAGGCGGAGGUGGCGGUGGAGCUGGUCACGGGUCUACGCAGAGUAGUGGCUCCGGUGGUGGUCCGCGACAGCAGCAGCAGCGUGGUCGUGAGACCUUGUCCCCUCAUCAGCUCCUGUGGGGGUGCGCACCCCACCCAGCGCUGCUUUGGCCGCCUAACGGACGCGUGGCGUCACCAGUUCCCUGAGGCCACAGAGAUCCCUCGCUGGGGCGAACUGUCUAGGGCGGGGGUAGCCAUCUAUGAUCUUGACUUUGAUGCUAUUUUGUCUGCCAUGUUCUCUGUGACUAUUAGUGAUGAGGGUGACUGUUACUGGUGUUUCCCGCCCGAUCCGGGCAUUGAGACUGCUGCUCUAGGUACUGGUGCGGCUGCUGCCCUAGGUGCUUGCGAGGCUGCUGCUCUAGGUGCUAGUGCGUCUGCGUCCUCAGGUACUGGUGAGUCUGCGCUCUCAGGUACUGCGUCGGCUUCGGCCUCCCUCACCUUCACCCUCGAAUCUGGGGCUUCUCGCUCCUUCUUUCGAGACCGCACCACACUCACGCCGCUGAGUCGGCCGGUUGCGGUGUCUCUGGCUGACCCCUCUGGGGGUCCUGUCCUGUCUCACUUCUCCACAGUCCUCCCGUGUCCGGCUGCUCCCUGUGGCACCCUGUCUGGUCUCUACCUCCCCUCGUUCUCUACGAACUUGGUGAGUGGUGCUGACCUACAGGAUGGUGGAGUGCACCAGUUCACUCCUGCGCGUCAGCGAGUGACGCACUGCACAGAGGCUCGCACAGGCCGACACCUGGCUACGUUUACACGUCAGUCGAGGUCGAGCCUGUACACACUGACCACUGCGUCUCCUCCAGUUGCUGAGUCUGGUAGGGUGUCUGCGUCAGGUCAGGUGUUUGCUGCAGCGUCCAGGUCUGGUCCUGAGUCUGCCCCCUGUUCGUGUCGUCUCCUCUCUCACGAGACUCUCCUCUGGCACCACCACCUUGGUCACCCCUCUCUGCUUUGGCUCAGAGGCAUGGCCUCUCGUCUCCUUGUUUCUGGUCUUCCCAGGUCCCUCCCUCCCCUUCCUCAGGGGCCUGGCCCUUCCUGUGUCCCCUGUAUCGAGGGGCGCCUGAGGGCUGCCCCUCACUCCUCCCAGUUUCCUCCGACAGAGGCCCCGCUGCAGACACUUCACAUGGACGUGUGGGGCCCAGCCCGCGUCCGUGGGCAGGGUCACGAGCGCUACUUCCUGCUUAGGCGGAGAGUUUUCCUCUGGCCUUCUAAGAGCCUACUGUCGCGCACGAGGCAUCCGUCAGACCUUCUGAGAGCCUACUGUCCGGACUCUCCGCAGCAAAAUGGGAUUGCUGAGCGCCGCAUUGGCAUGGUCAUGGACGUCGCUCGUACGUCCAUGAUGCAUGCGGCGGCCCCCCAUUUUCUGUGGCCGUUUGCGGUGAGGUACGCGACGCAUCAGAUCAACCUCCACCCCAGGAUCUCCAGGCCGGAGACCUCCCCAGCCUUGCUGUGGACGGGGAAGGUUGGCGAUGCGUCGGCGUUCCGGGUCUGGGGAUCUCGGGCGUUUGUCCGCGACUUGUCUGCUGACAAGCUGUCCCCUCGUGCUGCUCCUUUCGUCUUCCUGGGGUUCCCCCCUGACGCGCCUGGAUGGCAGUUCUACCACCCCACCUCUCACCGUGUGUCCCAGGUAGACGCAGUCGAGCUUGUUGAGGUCACUGGUGACUCUGGUGCUGCUGAGGGUGCUGAGCCUGGGGGUGCUGAGACUGGGGGUGCUGAACCUGGGGGUGCUGUGACGGGGGGUACUGAGCCUGGGGGUUCUGAGCCUGGGGGUACCGCGACUGGGGGUGCUGAGUUUGGGGGUGCUGCGAAUGGGGGUGCUGAGCUUGGGGGUGCUACGCCUGGGGGUGCUGUGCCUGGAGGUGCUGAGUCUGGGGCAGCUGAGCCUGAGGGUGCUGAGCCUGGAGGUACUAUGCCUGGAGGUCCUCCGGGGACUUCGUCUCGCCGGGAGCCACUCUCUCCACCGGAGCUGCGCGAGUGGUUUGCCCGGCGCUGGAGGCGUGCUGCUGGAGCUGGAGGUUCUUCGGCUACUGAGGGUGUUGGUGCUGCGGGUCCCGGAGGUGCUCGUACUGGGAGUACGGGAGCUGCUGGGUCUGCGGGCUCGACUGGAGCUGGUGCAAUUGCGGGCGUUGGUGCUGAGCCUACUGCUCGCGGUCCUACUGGGGGUACUACUGGUGCUGCUGGAGGUUCUGGAGCUGCUGGAGGUGUUGCUGGAGCGGGUGCUCCUGCUGGGGGUUCUGGUGCUGUCCCUGCUGUGUCUGGCGUCGCCGCGCGGCCUCGACCGUACUUCGUUCCACUCCUGCAGCCGGUUCUUGGUCUUCCACCUUCUACAGGUCCUCCUCCUUCUUUAGAGUGUCCACAGCCUGUCCCGUCCCAGCUACAGUUAGAGCCUGCCUCCCCACUAUCUGCUCCAUCUCCCUACACUGCUCCUACAGGAGGACUUGCUGAGCGCCGUGAGCCUGCGUCUCGUCCUGCGUCACCUGUUCGUGCUGCUCGCGCUAGUGGUCGCGGUUCGCGUCAGCAUCCUCUUCCUGCCCUUGGUACGCACCAAAUGUCUUUGCGUCUGUCCACUGCUCCUCUGCGUGCCCCUUUGCCUUCUCCUCCUCAGUCCUCUCUUCCUACUCUUGCCGACCCGGAGUCGGACCCUCUUCGUGCUGCCAGUCCUACUGUCUCGCGUCUCCUUGCUACUAUCGUCACUGACCCUUCUUUCGAGUCCACUGCUGCGUCUGCCCUAGUUGCUGAGCUCGUCGACUUUGCUGCUCGCUGUCGCCUAGACUACGCUGCUAGUCUUGUCGCUGAGUCUGAGUCUGUUUGUCCUCCGUCCGUCGAGGGUGAGUGUGCCCUUGGCACGGACGCGAUAGAGGGUCCCUACUCUUCUCAGUGGCAGGCAGCUAUGGAUACAGAGAUGGCUUCCUGGAAGUCCACAGGCACCUACGUUGACGAUGUCCCCCCUCCUGGGGCGAACAUCGUCAGUGGCAUGUGGAUUUUCAGGGUGAAGCGGCUGCCGGGUUCUCCGCCUGUCUUCAAGGCGCGUUACAUGGCUCGUGGCUUCAGUCAGCGGCAGGGAGUUGACUACUUUCAGACCUUCUCUCCCACCCCAAAGAUGACCACUCUUCGGGUACUGCUGCACGUUGCUGCCCACCGUGAUUACGAGCUGCACUUUCUCGACUUCAGCACAGCUUUCUUGCAGGGCAGCCUACACAAGGAGAUCUGGCUGCGCUGCCCACCUGGCUUCACUAGGACUACGCUUGCGGCUCUUGGGUUUGCUCCUUCUACUGCCGACCCGUCGCUGUUUCUGCGCACCGACACCUCUCUGCCGCCGUUCUACAUCCUCGUGUACGUCGACGACUUGGUCUUUGCCACAGCUGACAGUGCUGGACUCGCCCACGUGAAGUCCGAGCUGCAGAAGCGACACACGUGCACAGACCUGGGUGAAUUGUGUAGCUACCUUGGCUUGCAGAUCACCCGGGACAGAGCACGCCGCACCAUUACCCUGACUCAGUCACACAUGGUGCAGCAGGUCCUUCAGCGCUUCGGCUUCACGUACUCCUCGCCUCAGGCCAAUCCUCUGCCUACUCGCCACUCGCUCUCAGCUCUGCCUUCGGAUGAGUCCGUAGAGUCGAGUGGUCCGUAUCCAAAGCUGGUUGGCUGCCUCAUGUACCUGAUGACCUGCACACGACCUGACCUUGCAUACCCUCUUAGCAUUCUUGCACGCUAUGUUGCUCCUGGGAGACACCGACCAGAGUACAUGGCUGCAGCGAAGAGGGUGUUGCGCUACUUGUGCAGUAAUUCGGGCAUGGGGCUAGUGCUUAGAGGGCACGGUCCAGUGGUCCUCACUGGGCACGCAGACGCUUCCUGGGCUGACGACCAGGCUACACAGCGGUCGUCACAGGGUUACACCUUCAGCCUUGGUUCCGGCUCCGUCUCGUGGCAGGCUACUCGCUCCUCUUCUGUUCUCGGCUCCAGUUGUGAGGCCGAGAUCUACGCUGGGGCCAUGGCUGCACAGGAGCUUCGCUGGCUCACCUACCUGCUGACCUACCUCGGAGAGCCGCCUCGUUCUCCUCCAGUUCUGUACGUAGACAACAAGGCCAUGCUGGCCUUGUGUCGAGAGCAGCGACUGGACCACAGAACAAAGCACAUUGCUCUCCGCUACUUCCUUGCUCGUGAGCUACAGCAGCGUGGACAGUUGCGGCUUGCGUACGUGGCCUCUGAGGCCAACACUGCUGAUGUUUUUACCUAG
Closterium sp. NIES-65 is the source of this 4782-nucleotide messenger RNA. Lineage: Eukaryota; Viridiplantae; Streptophyta; Zygnematophyceae; Desmidiales; Closteriaceae. The record is from the annotation of a GenBank genome assembly.